UGCAUAUGUAGGCCUAAUGCUCGCCUGAGUUUAAACUGCAGAGCGGGUGCUUGUGGCUCCGAGCCUGAAAUGACGAUUCUUACCGGAGAUUCCCGAGGACCGCCGACCUUAAAUUCUCCACGUACACGACAUUUACCGAAACUCUUCAGCUACUCCCGAUCUGGCCCCUAUUGAAGUCUGUUGUUGUCGGGUAGGGGGUGAUGAGGUGGACGAAAUUAGCGAAAUAAAAAACAAAAAAGCAGGUUUCCACUCCUGAGCCCCUCCCAGUUGUGUGAUUGUCGGAUUCGAGGAUUGACGAAGACCGACGACUCAAGAUGAAAGUAAUCAGCGCUGCAGUGCUUAGCGCCCUGCUCUGCACCGUCGUUACAGCAUCUUUGAAAGUUAAAAAGGAAGACAAAACAGCCUUCUUUGGAGAGGACAUUCACAUCGACGUCCCGCCUGGGAUACUUGGUGAGGUUGUGUUCAAACCCAGGACCAACCGGUCGGCCGAGGUGGUUCUGCUGCGAGCAGGCGUGGUGGUGACCCCGCGGGGCCAUCUCAACUCUCUGGGACACCUGGUGCUGGAGGACAUGCAGGAGGAGGACGAGGGGGAGUACAUCAUUAGGAACACCGACCACCCCAACGCAGUCAAGCACCUCAACCUCUUUGUCAGGGAUUGCUCUUUGGAGGAAGUGGUGAAGUACGGAGAAACUUACUACAUCCAUCUCAACCAGGUGGAGGGCCCCAUCACUCUGGAGUUCAGGCCCGGUCUGGUUCAGGCCAAUCACAGUGAGAUCCAUGAUACAAUAGAGCCUCCACCUGUGGUGCUGUACAACCAGACGGCGGUUUUGGCAGAUUAUGUGAGCCGUCUCAGCGUGUCAGAGAAGCGGGUUACGCUGCACUCGGUCAGGAUGACGGACGAGGGGAGCUUUACCGUGCUGGACCGUGAGGGCAAAGUCAAGAGGAGGAACUGUCUGAAUGUCAGAGAACACCAGAACUUUGUGCAUCUCUCUCAUGGAGGAAACCUGAAGAUGAAGCUCUACCGGCACUAUUCCAAUGUUAACAUCGUCUACAGGCCCAAAUCAGGCAAACAGGACCAGGUCAUCCUAGACAAGGGGGUUCUGGUGUCGCCGCUGGAAUCUCAGUUGGAGGGCAGGCUGACCGUGGAGGGAUCAGAACUCAGUAUAAAGAAGGUCCAAGUGGCAGACUCGGGUGUCUUCAAAGUAACAGACCUGGCUGGGUUUCCUGUGGCUCAUGUCUACAUAGAGGUAGAAGCCUAUAAGCUGCCUCCCCUGACAGUAGCCAUCCUCUCCCUGCUGAGCGUGAUCGCCUUCAUGCUGCUGGUGUGCCUGCUGUCGUGCAUCUACAGAGUGCACAAGAGGAACGAGAAGAACAAGAAGCUGAUCCUCCUUGCUCAGCAGGCCGGCAAGGGAGACGGCGAAGCUUUCAGACAGGUUGUCCAUGACGCUUACAACAAGUACACCGAGGAAUCUCUGAUGGAGUCUGUGAGUGAGAAGCCCACGGAGACCACCGAGGUAACCAUAAAGGGCCUCGAGGUGUCCAAACCAGGCCGCUACCACACUCUCUCCUCAGACAAUUUUCUGGAGAUGAGUGACUCUGGAGUGGAGUUCACCCACUCUGGCCUCCCACUGGACAGUGACACUGAUGCGAUGACCUACGCCUCCCACAAGCCCCUCCUGAAUGCCGUCUUCCCGACAGCCAUGACCGAAGAAGUUCACAUCGACAGCCCAGAGGCCACCGUGGCCCCCCACGGCGACCUCAGCGCCAGCCGGACCCCUGACUCCGCCAUGAGUGCCAGCCCCGCCUCCAACCCCCGCUCACUUGCAGUUGCCACCCCCGAUGGCAGCCUGCACAGUGCUGUCUCGCCGGGAGCGGCCUCCGGGGGCACAGCUGGGUCGCCUUUAGCCAAAACGGAGGGAGGCGCUGAGAACGAAGAAGCUGGGCAGAAAGAGGAAUCAGCUCAGAGCACCUGAGAGGAUGCACCAGGGUGUAGUCUCUUUUUUUUUAUCUCAUGCUCCUCAUACAGUAAUGACAUCCACAAUAAUCUGGAUCUGUCUAUCAUAUGCAAACACCACAGAGUCCUUGACCACUGCAUUUGAAACAACAUCAUAGACAAAAUAUUCAUGCUAGGAUUCAAAUGUCAGUUUAGCCUAAAAUAAAAUAAGAAAAAAAAGGCAAGUGGCACAAAAUGCACAAUACAAAAUGUAAUGCACUUACCACUGAAAAAAAAUGGAUGCGAAAGGUCAAUCUUUAGCUCUAUCAAAAGAAGAACAAAGCCUUUCUGAGCAUAUGGAAAAUGCAUGCAUUUAAAUUAAACAUUACGGUAGAUAUAGUUCAGAUCUGACAGAGUAGACUGACUGCAUGCAAGCUUCAUUGGGCUGAAGAUGCACCGGCCCAAAGGGAAGUUACGAUGAUGUGAAAAGGGGGAAAACCUCUCAGCACUUUCAGGAAAACGCCUUAAUGGGAUGAAAGUUUUUCACCACCUGUUGAAUGUCAAAAAUAAUUACAGGAGCCCGACAGUUUCGACAGGUGGAGUCAGCAAGCUCCAAGUAAUCAGACAAUAAUUUCUAAGACCAAGGCUACUGAUAACAACAGCUAAGAGCUUCUCCCAUGGAGUCCAAUCGCAGUGUGUUGCCUCUGACAGCACUUUUGUCUGCUCUCACAGCAUCAGACAAACACUGCGAUGAUUGCAUUUCAUUCCCACCCACACACAGACUCUAUUAACAAUACGAGUAUGUCAGAAGGCGUCUCCGUCUCUCAGACACAAUUCCUUGUCUCGGCACUCAUUCACUCUGAUAUCCUCAACGUAUACCUUCUGCAAAAACCUGUAAACUGAAACAAGCUCUGUCCCACUCCAGUGGUUGUUUUCCACCACUCCAACUAGAGUGGUUGUUUUCCUUUCUCUCACAUAUUUUUCUGUCACAUCUCCCACAUUUGAAGGCAUAAUCUAAAGAAAACCUGUCCGCCUUGUGUCACUCACACUAAUGAUCAAUUCCAGAUGAAACGCCCACAAGAGCGACGGCUAACUCUAGAAACUAUAUUCAUCUGGGUUUUUUUUGUUCUGUUUUCUAACCCAGUGGAGUUGUCACAAGCCCUAUCGGUGCAAAAUAAAAUUAGGAGAAGACUGUGCAUCACUCCUGGGACUUUUGGAACAGCUCUCGAUAGCAUAAUUGGAUUCUUGGUCUCUUUUCAGAAGGACCGAUUCACGGACACCAUAGAGUGGGAAGCGGUGAUAAAAGAGACGACAGAGAUGGAACAGGCGACUGUUCGGGGUACCGAUAAAUGACUUGCAUGAUUUAAAGUGUCCUAUUUUCAUCUCGGCUCCCGUCCAUCAGACGGGGCUCUGAUCAUUGUAGCCCAGUUGUUUGCCAAAAUGAAGUGACUGGAAAGCAGUCGGAUCAAUCUGAGAUAACAAUGCAGCCUGCCGCCCCAAUGGAAUGAGACUGAAUAACAGUGAUUAUGAAAGGGGUGUGUGGGUGUGUGUGUUGAGGGUGGGGUUUAUACUGAGCAACCAACACUAUUAGACAUUCAAUGCUCUGCAUGGAGACGUAAUUCCUUCUAGCUCAGGAAAAAUAGGAAAUGAGAAAUAGGCGGUCAUUCAAAAAAAUUCUGAAUGAAUGGUUAAUAUCAAUAACGAAAAAAAAAAUAAUGCCAAGUCCCUACACUUGCUGCUUGUGCUCUAUGAAUUCAACCCUACCAACUGUGCAACAUACUAUUCAGUCGUGCUACCAUUAACUGUACCAGUAAUGGUGUGUAGUGUGAAUGUUAUAGGAAGGUAAAUGUUUACAACCACUCCAGUUUAAAUGUAUUCAGCUUUUCUGUGACCAGGUUAUGCCUUUUAUUGAGUUAUGGGCAUUCAAAUCCAAAAAAUUUCAAGUUUGUACUAUAUAUUAGUUGCUGUAAAGAGCUCUAAAGCAUCUGUGGGGAUGACAGAGGAUGGGGGUACAGAUGUACCACAGGUAGCUCUUAAAUAUUAUCCUUGGAUAAUAUCUGUAGUCACCGUUUUUUUUCAUCUUUAAUUACACACUUAACAACAAUAAACACAUUUCGUCAAAGAAAGAUAAGACGAGACAGAAAAUACAGAUGAGAGAGAGAAAGAGAGAGUGGAAACGGUGGCAUAAGUUCAAAGAUAUUUAAAGAGAAGAAUGAACAGUGAAUUAAAUUAAGCUCCCGCAGCCAUUA
Etheostoma cragini (Arkansas darter) is the source of this 4182-nucleotide messenger RNA. RefSeq lists its product as uncharacterized. Bases 315 to 1973 code for a protein of 552 amino acids. The transcript has 10 exons. The record is from RefSeq and is a predicted model, not a curated record. Lineage: Eukaryota; Metazoa; Chordata; Actinopteri; Perciformes; Percidae.